Messenger RNA from Paramecium tetraurelia, 762 nucleotides. RefSeq lists its product as uncharacterized. Gene Ontology annotation, molecular function: phosphoprotein phosphatase activity. Lineage: Eukaryota; Ciliophora; Oligohymenophorea; Peniculida; Parameciidae. The record is from RefSeq and is a predicted model, not a curated record. The transcript is spliced from 5 exons.
AUGAACAUUUUAAAGGAAAGUUCUAAAAGAAUUACAUUCCAGCUCAGACACCAAAAAUUAUUUAUUUAGAAGAAAGUAUUGGUUUUAGAUUUAGAUGAAACAUUAGUACAUCUGAAUUCAAGGAAAAUGAAAAUUUUUAACAUGAAGCUAUUCUUAAAUAUAUUGAAAGUUCGACCCUACCUAAAUCAGUUUUUAUUAGAAGCAAGCAAAGAUUAUGAAAUUUUCAUUUUUAUAGCAGGCUAUGAAGAUUAUUGUUAAGAAGUAUUAGGUUUUAUUGAUAAAAAAAAAUAAUUACUGACUAUUUUGCAAGAGGAAGCUGUCACUUUAUAGAUGGGAUUUGUUAUAAAGAUUUAUUAUUAAUCGAUAGGCCUAUGGAAGAUAUAAUAUUCAUUGAUAAUAAUCCAAAUGCUUUUAUAAAGUACCAGAAUAAUGGAUUACUCAAAUGAUGAUGAUUGCCUUUUAAAAUUACUUUUAUUUUUAAAAUAUAUGGCUAAAAAAAUAGAUGUGAGGCCAGUGGAAUAAUAUCUAAGAAAUUAUGAAGAUAAGAUCGGUACAACAGUAUUCAGCGAAGCCAAAAAGUCAAUAUAGUUAGAACAAGAAGAACCAGACGAAGAUACAUUAAGUGAAGGAAAGGUUGUAAAAAGAGAUUAAGAAGUUACAGAUUUAGAUAUCAAAAAUAAAAAAUCCCAAACUCAAUAAGAAAUUGCUAACAAGGUCAAAAUUCACACAUUAAGUGAUUUAUAACUUUUUGAUUGUCUUUGA